This is a messenger RNA of Elgaria multicarinata webbii, 3531 nucleotides long. It is a transcript of the gene SHB, whose product is annotated as SH2 domain containing adaptor protein B. NCBI's taxonomy places the organism in Eukaryota, Metazoa, Chordata, Lepidosauria, Squamata, Anguidae. The record is from RefSeq and is a predicted model, not a curated record. Gene Ontology annotation, molecular function: phosphotyrosine residue binding.
GUCUCCAUGGGCGCCGGUGGGGCGCCUUAGGAGGCGGGCGGGCGCCCUCCUCGGUGCCGUCAUGGCCAAAUGGCUUAACAAGUACUUCAGCCUGGGCAACAACAAGACCAAGAGCCCCCCGCAGCCGCCCCGGCCGGACUAUCGGGACAAGCGCAACGGGACGGCGGUGGCGAGGCGGCGGCGGCGGACACCACAACCACCACCAUCACAACCACCACCAUCACAACCACCACCACCCACGUCGCCCUGCUUCCCGCGCCACGACACCAGCGACCUGCUCCGCGCCUACCGCGCGCAGAAGGAGCGCGACUUCGAAGACCCCUACAGCGGGCCCGGCUCGUCGCUGCGCAAGCUGAGGGCGCUCUGCCGCGCCGAGUACUGCGCGCCGGAGGAGCUGCUGGUCGAGCCGGCCGGGCCCAAGCCCUUCUCCUCGUCGUCCUGCUGCGGCGGCGGCAGCGGAGGGGGCGGCAGCAGCGCGGUCACCGCCGCCGCCGCCGCCACCUCUGUCGCCUCGGCUUCGCCUCAGCUCUUCCGCAGCCAGAGCGAGCGGCGAGCCGCCACCCCGCCUGACGCCGCCGCCGCCGUCAAGUACAUUUCCCCCAAGCACCGGCUGAUCAAAAUAGAGAGCAACGAAGGCGGCAAGGGCGGCAGCGGCGUCCCCAUCACCUGGAGCCCGACGGGGAGCGCCGGGUCCGGCCAGAAGAAGCUCAACAAGUGCGCGGAGCAAGCGGAGGGCGGCGGAAGCGGAGGCGGCUCCUGUACCAAGAAGGAGAAAGUUCAAAUAGCAGAUGACUACUCCGACCCAUUUGAUGCCAAAAGUGAGGGCAAUAAAACAGGCAAAGGAGAAAACACUGGCUACAUGGAACCAUAUGAAGCCCAAAGGAUAAUGACCGAGUUCCAGAGGCAAGAUAGUAUGAAACCCCAGCAGAAAGACAUCCAGCUGUACGACACGCCUUACGAACCUGAAGGCAAUGGUGUGGAGUCAGAUUCGGAAAGUGUUGUGAGUCAGCGCUUGAGAGAGAGCAAGUUGCCGCAGGAUGACGACAGGCCCGCGGAUGAAUACGACCAACCGUGGGAGUGGAACAAGGUCACCAUUCCAGCCUUAGCAGCCCAGUUCAAUGGGGGAGAAAUGAGGCAAUCUUCACCUUCACCAUCUUCAAGUGAUCGGCGUCGACAGCUUCGGGCACCAGGGGGAGGCUUCAAACCUAUCAAGCAUGGUAGUCCUGAGUUCUGUGGAAUCCUGGGGGAGAGAGUGGAUCCAACUGUCCCACUGGAAAAACAAAUAUGGUAUCACGGAGCAAUCAGUCGGACAGAUGCAGAAAACCUCUUGCGGUUGUGUAAAGAAUGUAGCUAUCUAGUGAGGAAUAGUCAAACCAGCAAACAUGACUAUUCACUUUCAUUAAAGAGCAACCAAGGGUUUAUGCACAUGAAGCUGACAAAAACCAAAGAGAAAUACAUUUUGGGCCAGAAUAGUCCUCCGUUUGACAGUGUGCCGGAAGUGAUCCAUUACUACACUGCAAAAAAACUCCCAAUAAAAGGAGCUGAACAUUUGUCUCUCCUUUACCCUGUUGCUGUCCGGACCUUAUAAUUGCUCUGAGCCAUGCUCCUUCCUGUGGAUUGGAGACAAAGGAUGCAGCAGCAGCAAAAAAUGUUCCUGCACUGUCUACAGUAGAGUGUCUUGGAACAGAGAUGCCCAGUUCUGCCUUUCCAAUAGCAGACUGAUGUAUAGUAGUAUGAAUGGAAUCGUUGCACUACUUUGCAUGUCUUGUGUGGAAAUAUUGCUUUCUAUUUAUGUGAGAGAGAAAAAUGCAUUCAGACAGAACGGAAAUGCGUCAUCUUCCAGGACUCCCCUCCCGCCCCCACGAAUGGAAACGUUGCCAAAUCCAUAAAAUGGCCUUCAAACUUUUCUGCCUGUGACCAAGAACCUCUUCUCCCCCCCCGCCUGUGUUUGAGGUGGGGGACAUUGGGGGACACAGCAUAAUCUUCCCUGUACCCAAACUGAAUCUGCAAAUGGACACAAACUCUUGGAUGGGAGGCAAAGAGAAAACAGGCCAAUUGGCCUUGCUCAGCACUCGACCUGGAAACUAGGUAUUAUGCACCCCACCCCAAAUUUGUGUUGUUUUUCCCAUGCACAGUUUAAUUCAACUUGGAGAUCCCCUUUUUUUGUCACAACGAUGAUGUGAUUUGAAGAUCUCAAUGAGUAAUUUUGCAAGAGCAAAAAAGUGUUGUUAUUUAUGAAUAGGGUAUGUACUUAAAUUGUGGUUUAAUAUAUAUAUAUAUAUUAUCCCCUCCCCCUUUUAUUUGGUACAAUAAUAAAGCUCUGAGGUUUUCUGUGCUGACUCCUAGAUUGCAGGCAGUGAGUCGGUUCUGUUUUCUGUUGUGUAUGUACAAUGUCAGUGGUGAAGGUUCUGUGGUUUCUGGGGAGGGUGUGGGUCAGCAUGGUGAGGGUUGAUGUUUACAUGACCAGAUUUCAGACUUAACAAGGCUUCCGGAGGACAGGCUUCCUCAAGUUGAUGGCGGCACCUGUGCAAAUAGUAGUCCCCGCCUAGGUAACCAACAGGCUAGAUUCUCUUCCACUUCAGGGAAAGCAAGUGACAUUUUUUUCUGCUUCUCCAGAAAAUGAGAUGCACAGAAUGCCAUGUAGCAACAAGUAAAUCAGAGCUAUGUUCCGGUUCCUCCUCAUACAAGAGGGGCUGCCCUGUCGUGCACAAAAAAUAUGACUAGGUAGCGUUCCUCUCCUGGCUUCAUAAACCACUCAAAAUAACUGCAUCAGAGCCUCUCUUGUCCUGGAUAGUUCAACCGCAGUUGGCUUCUACCUCAUCUGUAAAGCGUAGGUCCCCACCUGACCGUCAGCCAGGCCUGGUGCAUGUUCUUUGUGCCUCUUGGUCAGAAAACCCUCACCACUCUUGACAAAGGCAGAACUUACAAGAAACGCAGGGCUGCUGCGGAAACUGGCAGCCCCUGUCAGAUUCCUCAGUCUCCCUAAUUAACAUGUAAUAUAGCUUAUCCUAGCCUUCCCCAACAUGAUGCCUUCCAGGUGUGUUGGAGUACAGCUCCCAUAAUGCACCAGCCAGCAUUAUGAGACUUCUUGUCCGACCCAUCUGGAGGGCACCAGAAUGGGAGGGCUGACUUAGACCCGGGACCUGGCAUCACUAUGGUGUGUAUUUUGCUCUUGGCAGUAUCUAAUUAAGUGUAUCAGAAUGAGAAAAUGCACACCAUAAUGAUGUCAUGCCACAGGAUCAAUUGUCCUAAAAGUCAACACUGUGCCACUCCAUUUUCAGUGGUGGCUUCGCCUUCACUUGUGCCUCAACUGGCCUCUUUAAAAUGGGCAUCGCAACAAAGCCUGAGCCUGCUCCACUGCGUGACUCUGUCCGUAGCACUGUGCAUUCCUCCCCUGGCGAUCUCAGUCGAGACUCAAAGGGCCCGUUCAGAAGACACCUUAAACCAUGGCUUUAACCACGGUGGUUAAGCCAGAAAGCCAGGCUGUGUUCAGAAGACACCUUGAACCAUGGCUUUAACCACGGUGAAUAA